AGUUCACAAAGCUCCAAUAGGCGCUGCAACUUCUUUUUGAAUCAAUUCAACAUGCUCUUAACAACCAAACCCACAACAAUCUUUACAUCACCAAUUCACCAUUUUCAAACUCAAAAAAAUCUCCUGAUUCCACACAAGAAAUUCAAACUUUAUUCCAAACCAACUUCAAUUUCUUCACAGUUUUUAUCACCAACAACAAUUCCAUCUAAUAAUCAACUUAAACCUCAAAAUGUUGAUAUUUCAAGAUUUUGUGACAUGGGUAAUCUUCAAAAAGCCAUGAAUUUGAUUCUUAAGUAUGAAAAAUCCAAUCUUGAUUUGAAAACUUAUUGUAACUUGCUACAACUUUGUGCUGACUUAAAAUCUUUAGAUAAUGGGUAUAAAGUAUAUAACUUUAUAUGUUUAAAUGGUAUUGAAAUUGAUUAUAUUUUAGGCUCAAAACUUGUGUUUAUGUUUGUUAGUUGUGGGGAUUUGAGACAAGGAAGGCGAAUUUUCGAUAAUAUUUUCGAUGAUGGUUUGGAUGAUUUUGUGAAAGAAAAUGUGUUUCUUUGGAAUUUUAUGAUGAAUGCAUAUGCAAAGAUUGGUGAGUAUGAAAAGAGUGUGAGUUUGUUUAUAAAAAUGAUGGAAAUGGGAUUUGAACCUGAUGGUUAUACAUUUAGUUGUGUUUUUAAGUGUUGUGGGGCACUUAGGGAUGGAAAUUUAGGGGAAAUGGUUCAUGGGUGUGUGUUGAAAUUCGGGUUUGGAGGUGAUAGUAGUGUGGUGAAUUCUAUAAUUGCGUUGUGUUUUAAGUGUGGAAAUAUUGGUAAUGCGCGUAAGUUGUUUGAUAGUUGGCCUGACCGAGACGUUAUUACUUGGAAUAGUAUGAUUAGUGGUUAUGUGGCUAAUGGUUUUUCCGAGAAAGGGUUUGAGGUUUUUUUAAAGAUGCUUGGUGAUGGGGUUAGUGUGGAUGUGGCGACAAUGGUUAGUGUUGUGGUGGCGUGUGCGAAUAUAGGUGUGAUUAGUGUUGGUAGAAUGGUUCAUGGGUAUGCAGUGAAAGCCGGAUUUAGUAAGGAAAUGAAGUUUAGUAACACGUUACUUGAUAUGUAUUCAAAAUGCGGCGAUAUGGAUGUUGCAUUGAAAGUAUUUGAGGGUAUGGAUGAAAGAAGUGUCGUUGCUUGGACUUCAAUGAUUGCUGGAUUUGUAAGAGGAAGUGAACCCGAUAAGGCGAUCAGUUUGUUUCUUGAUAUGAAAAAGGAAGGUGUUAAACCAGAUACUUUUACUGUCACGAGCAUCUUGCAUGCUUGUGCUUCAUAUGGUUCGUUAGAAAAAGGGAAGGAAGUGCACAGUUAUAUUAAAGAGAACAAAUUGCAGUCUUUACAGGUUUCUAAUGCACUUAUGGACAUGUAUGCUAAAUGUGGAAGCAUGGAUGAUUCGUAUUCUGUUUUCUCAGAAAUGGCUUAUAAAGAUAUGGUGUCAUGGAAUACCAUGAUUGGAGGUUACUCAAGGAACUGUCUUCCAAGUGAAGCACUAGAUUUUUUUAUAAAAAUGCAAUGUGAAAUGAAAGCAGAUAAUGUAACUAUGACAUGUAUUCUUCCUGUCUGUGUGAGCCUGGCAGGUUUAAACAAAGGUCGGGAAAUCCACGGGUACAUUUUGAGAAAUGGGUUGCUUUCGGAUCAAUACAUUAUCAAUGCACUUAUUGACAUGUAUGUUAAGUGUGGCGGGUUAGUUCUAGCAGAAACACUGUUUGGUAUGACCGUUAGGAAGAAUCUAGUCACAUGGACGGUUAUGAUUGCUGGAUAUUGCAUGCAAGGAUUUGGGCAACAAGCUUUGUUGACCUUUAAAAAGAUGCGUGAAAAAGGUAUCGACCCUAAUGAAGCUUCGUUUGUUUCUAUACUGUAUGCUUGUAGUCAUUCAGGGCUGAUUGAAGAAGGUUGGAGAUUCUAUAACUUAAUGGUAAAUGACUGCAAGAUGGAACCAAAGUUAGAACAUUAUAGUUGUAUGGUAGAUCUUCUAUCUCGAGCAGGAAAACUAUCAGAAGCAUAUAACUUUAUUAACACGAUGCCUAUUAAACCAGAUGCCACUAUCUGGGGUUUAUUACUGUCUGGUUGUAGAUUCCACCAUGACGUGAAACUAGCUGAAAAGGUUGCCGACAAAAUUCUUGAAUUAGAACCAGAAAACACGGAAUAUUAUGUGCUCCUGGCUACUAUAUACUCUGAAACAGAGAAAUGGGAAGAAGUGAAAAGGUUAAAAGGUAGAAUGCGAAAGAAUACGGGGUGUAGUUGGAUAGAAAUCAAGGGUAAAAUUAAUAUAUUCGUUGCCGGAGAUAAAGAGAAUCCAGAGGCUAAAAAGAUUGAAUCUUUGAUGAAUAAUUUGAGAAAUGAAAUGAAGAAAGAUGGAUUUUCGCCUAAUUUAAAGUAUGCGUUGGUUGAUAAAGAUUACAUGGAGAAAGAAGCGGCGGUUUGUGGGCACAGUGAGAGUUUGGCAAUGGGUUUUGGCAUACUGAAGUUGCCACCUGGCAGGACAAUACGGGUGACUAAGAAUUUUAAAGUAUGUGGUGAUUGUCAUGAGAUGGCGAAGUUUAUCUCGAAGAAUAUUGGGAGGGAGAUUGUGUUGAGAGAUUCAAUUAGAUUUCAUCAUUUUAAAGAUGGGUUUUGUUCUUGCAGAAGUUAAGUUGUGUUUUAGAGGAAUAUGUCACACCUUAAUAGUGUACAUGAAGUCAGAAUCUGUAUACAAGGUAGAUUCACUGUAUAGCGUUACAUCCGAGACCAAUCAACCUUCUUACCGCGCUGCAGCCCAGCCUGGUCUAUUUUCAAUCAAAUUACAAACCAUGGGUGCAACUUAGACAAUAGGUUAUUUUGUUCAAAGUCAGAAUUACAAACUAAGCAUGGGAAAGCGGCUCAUCUGACUCAAUCCACAAUCCGGUCUGUUUUCUCCGUUCCAGGCCUUUAUGCUGUGCCUUUUUCCAAUAGAGCAUGUAACGGCGACAUUACUUCACUAGAGUUCAUACAAAACAUGUGUAGGGACCAUUAGAGGUGGAUAAACUUAGUUGAACUGGAUGUCAUUCUGAAAUAGCUCUCAGUAAAAGUGAUAUGGUACUACUUGAAAAAAGGCGCUUGAAAAACAGGAAAAACUUGACAAUGGGCCAAGGACCAGACCGAGUUAGGCUGAUUAUGGGUCGAGCAUUGAACCAGGUUUUGAACUCUGACCUUUUUAAUAGCCCGGGGCCAGGUAGGAACAUGGUCAUUCCUUGUCCAGCAUGUCUUUUAGGAUUGCGGAAGGAACAAGCCUAGCACUGGGCUAGGCAUUGCCUUAAAAAUGACUCAUUUUACAACCCUGAGCAUAAUUAGUUCAAGUCUAUCUACAUUGUCCCUUAAAUUUUAGUAUUGUUAAAUGUGGUACAUAUAGAUGUGGUUCUUAUUAAUGUUGAAUUGUAUGUAUGUAUGUAUGCAAUUAUUUUUGCAAAGUGAA
Molecule: messenger RNA, 3444 nt
Organism: Erigeron canadensis
Lineage: Eukaryota; Viridiplantae; Streptophyta; Magnoliopsida; Asterales; Asteraceae
Product: pentatricopeptide repeat-containing protein DOT4, chloroplastic
Exons: 3
Coding region: 52-2646 (864 amino acids)
Biological process (GO): RNA modification
Molecular function (GO): RNA binding; protein binding; zinc ion binding
Source: RefSeq, a predicted model, not a curated record